CAAGAAAAGCACUGCUGCUAUUGGUUGAGGGAAUAACCUUGCUGCCCUUACAUACACGACGCCCAUCGUGCUGGCUCAGUUCAUUUGCUGAAAAAAGGGUGUGCAUCUGUCAAUAGCAUUAUAACAGCGUCCACCUCCCAGCAUUCCAAGCUUCCAUGAAAAGCAUUGCUGCGAUUGGUUGAGGAAACAAGUAGUACUGUUCUACAUACGCAACGCCUAUCAUGUUGGCUCAGUUCAUUUUCAGGAGAGUGAGAAGUCUGUACUUCUUGAGAGGUUUCAAGCAAUUGAAUACAGAAGGUUUUUUUCCCCGAAGUCCAGCUUAAUCAAGGAAUGUCAACAGCUAUCUUGGUUUCUCUUUUAAGGAAUGGACGGUGUCAAGUGAACAGAGGAGCACUGACAUUAUGCUUUCAGAAAGAACAUAGUUGCACCACCUCAACCAGACACUGCUUUUCUGCUAACCGCAGGUGUUUCUCUUCACGUUUUGACCUGGAUGGCAGUGGCCGUCCUGCUACCUGGGACUCGUUUGGUAUUUGGGACAACAGAAUUGAUGAGCCUAUUCAGCUUCCACCCAGCAUAAAGUAUGGCAAGCUAAUUCCGCACAUCAAUCUUUCCAAAGUCGGCUGCUCUACUCAGUUGGGGAAGAGGAAGGAAAAUGAAGAUAGGUUUAAAUUGGCUCGUCUAACACCAGACAUAUUAUAUUUUGCUGUAUAUGAUGGACAUGGAGGGGCUUCAGCUGCUGAAUUCUGUGAUAGAUUCAUGGAGGAUUAUAUCAAAGAGUUUCUUGUAGAGGAGCAUGAUAUGGAAAAGGUAUUGGUGAAAGCCUUCCUAGAAAUAAACAAAGCAUUUGCAAGGCAUGCCCAUCUUUCUGUUGAUGCGUCUCUUUUGACCUGUGGAACUACUGCGACCGUGGCCUUGCUGAGGGAUGGGAUUGAGCUUGUGGUAGCAAGCGUCGGGGACAGUCGUGCACUGUUGUGUCGGAGAGGAAAGCCUUUUAAGCUCACUAUCGACCACACACCUGAACGAAAGGAGGAAAAAUUAAGAAUUAAGAAAAGCGGUGGCUUUGUGACAUGGAACAGCCUUGGGCAGCCCAAUGUGAAUGGCAGGCUUGCAAUGACCAGAAGUAUAGGGGAUCUGGACCUGAAAUCCAUGGGAGUUAUAGCUGAACCUGAAACCAAACGAGUGAAGCUGCAACACACUGAUGAUGGUUUCCUGGUGCUGACUACUGACGGCAUAAACUUCAUUGUAAACAGUCAGGAGAUCUGCGAUAUUAUUAACCAGUGCCAUGAUCCCAAAGAAGCAGCACAAGUGCUCACUGAACAGGCUAUACAGUAUGGCACAGAAGAUAACAGCACUGCUAUUGUUGUCCCAUUCGGGGCCUGGGGAAAGCACAAGAGCUCUGAAGUGAGUUUCUCCUUCAGCCGUGGCUUCGCAUCAAGCGGGAGAUGGGAUUGAUCCUACUACUGAACUGUACAUCGUGGCACGAGCCAUUGUAUCUAUAGCACAAAAUGUGUUAGAAUCUGCAUUAUGUAUAUAGUUGGCUUUCCAAUAUGGUGUUUUGGUUUUGUUCACUCCAUCUGUGAAGAGUAACAUGACUCUUAUCCCAGCUCAUAAAUACAAACCCAUGGGUGGACUUUAAAUUAUUGAGUUCAAGAAAAAGGGAUCAAACAGUUUUGUUAAAUAAGGCAGGUAUGUAAUGUGAAAAAUGUAAAAAAAAAUGGCUAAACUCUCUUUCCUUCUAAUGUGAUAAGAAUGUAAAAUAGUGGUGUGAUACUUCCAUGCAUUAAAGGGAAACAUGAACUGUUACAUUUCAUUACACCGGGUAUAUGCGGCAUGUUGCACGCUCCCAGAAUUCCCUGACCCAAGUUACUGUUGGUGUAUGCUGGCAAUUCUCUGGAACUCCAGACUGCAAAACCUGUCCUACAUUAACUCUGCAAAGUGUGAUAUUUUGGCACAGGCAAGUGCAGCACUUUAAUGCUCCUGUUGCACUGAUUCUUUCUUUGUCUUAUUAUUUAUAUAACAUGGCUGAUUAAGCUCUGCGACAUUAUAAAAUGACCUGUAUAGUCUGUGUCAUUUUCUGUACAUAGGAAAUACCUUUAAUUUGUAAGUCAAGAAAGUAUUGUCUUUUCCUCGCUAGGUGUCUGUCUUCUCAGAGGUGGAAGUCAGGUGUCACCACAGGGAAUGUUGCUGGGGGUUAAUAUAACUCCUACCUAAUUUUUUCAUAAUUAGGGAUGCACCGAAUCCAGGAUUCAGUUCGGGAUUGGCCUUUUUCAGCUGGAUUCGAAUUCGGCAUAUGCAAAUUGUGGGCAGGGCGGGAUUUCACAUGACUUUUCAUCACAAAACAAGGAAGAAAACUAAUUUUUUUUCCACUUUUUCCUUUCCUGACCCUAAUUUGCAUAUGCAAAUUAGGAUUCAGUUCGGUAUUCGGCCGAAUUUUCCACUUAGGAUUUGACCGAAUCCAAAAUAGUGGAUUCAGUGCAUUCCUAUUCAUAAUACUAACUGGGUCCUGCGGUCACAAUGCCUUACUGAGCAAGGACAGAGGCACCCUUCAGCACUUCUCAUGUUGCAGAACUACGAAUCACUGCAUGCCUCUGUCAGAUGUGUUGAUGGAAGAAUGCUGGAAUCAAUAACCCUGCAAUAUCUACCUGCCAAAAGUUACCCUCAUUUUUAAAGUAAUUCAGUCCACUAAACAUCUUGCACUGGCAUACAAAUGUAUAUGAAAGGGAGAAAUAUAUAAACCUACCUACAAAUGUAUUUGUUUAUUAUUGCAAAUAUAGCACAGAUCUGAAAUUCUGUAUUGCACUACAGAAAAUAUAAGCCACAUGUUAGGCCCUGUGAUCCUAUUUUCUAUGGCAAGAUUGCACUGAUCCAGUGGGCAGAACUACCAGAUCAUACAGGAAGCACAUGAGAGCCUUGAUCUCUUCCAUUUCCUAUUAACUAAUGACCUACCCAUCUACAUUAGUGGAGCAAGGUUUUCAGAUAGCAUGUUGCUAGGUUGCACCAAACUGAUUGUAUUUAAACAACAUGCAAUCAGUGGGGCCCUUUUACCUGAAUUUUCUCCAAGUGUCAACAUGAUUUUUCAUAUCUGGUAAACUUACAGGCCAGGAGAUCGGCAGACCCAAAAACCUCAUACAGGGAGCUCUCGUGUGUGUCUGCUGAUAAAGUAUUGAUCAGUUUUCAGAUGUUAUGCACUUUUAUCCACCAAUAUUGUAAUAUGAACUUUUGAACAUAGCAGAGUGUAUGAUCUUCCUGUAUAUAUAUAUAUAUAGUUGUAUAUAGGGAUGUGUGAAUUUGUAUGGAAUAAAAUAUACCUAAUAUGA
This is a messenger RNA of Xenopus laevis (African clawed frog), 3317 nucleotides long. It is a transcript of the gene ppm1k.S, whose product is annotated as protein phosphatase, Mg2+/Mn2+ dependent 1K S homeolog. Gene Ontology annotation, cellular component: mitochondrial matrix. The record is from RefSeq and is a predicted model, not a curated record. Lineage: Eukaryota; Metazoa; Chordata; Amphibia; Anura; Pipidae. The coding region runs from base 331 to 1452 and encodes 373 amino acids. The transcript has 7 exons. Gene Ontology annotation, molecular function: cation binding; protein serine/threonine phosphatase activity.